CUGCUUCUUCUUCAAUCUCUUCAUUCCACAAUUUUGAUUUUAGUUUUUAAUUUUUUGAAUUUUUUGGUUUGGUUCGUUCUUGAGAGAUGAAGUUGAAUAAAGAUCCAUCAGAGAAGCUGAUGUGGGAACGGACUUUAUCCGGAUCCGGUUCACCGACCCGACCCGUAUCCAAGUUAAUGGUGACGCUCCUCCUCCUCGUCUCCGCUACUUACGUCGUCUACACUCUCAAACUCAUCUCUAACUCACGUGCCUGUCACGUGGAGCCAUUCUCCGCCGUUGUUCGUCGUCUCAACGACAUUGUGAACUCAUCCCAGCCGCUGAUUCUCAUCCAGUCGAAUCAAACGGCGGUGAUAGAACCUUUCGCGUCUCCGCCACCUUCGCCUAUUCCGCCACCACCUCCUCCGCCGCAAACCGGACUCCAGCACGUGGUUUUCGGAAUCGCCGCGUCGGCGAGGCUAUGGAAACAGAGGAAAGAGUACAUCAAGAUCUGGUACAAACCAAACCAAAUGCGCGGUUAUGUCUGGUUAGAGAAACCGGUUAAGGAAGAGGAAGAAGAAGACGAAAUCGGCCUCCCGCCGGUGAAAAUCUCCGGCGAUACGUCGAAGUUUCCGUAUAAAAACAAGCAAGGACACAGAUCGGCGAUUAGAAUAUCGAGAAUCGUCACGGAGACGCUCAAAUUAGGACUCAAAGACGUGAGAUGGUUCGUUAUGGGAGACGACGAUACAGUCUUCGUCGCCGAGAAUCUAAUCAGAGUUUUGAGAAAGUACGAUCAUACUCAGAUGUAUUACAUCGGAAGCUUGUCGGAAAGUCAUCUUCAGAACAUUUACUUCUCUUACGGUAUGGCUUACGGCGGCGGAGGAUUCGCUAUAAGUUAUCCGUUAGCGGUGGCGCUGAGCAAAAUGCAAGAUCGGUGUAUCAAAAGAUAUCCCGCAUUGUACGGUUCCGAUGAUCGGAUGCAAGCUUGCAUGGCCGAACUCGGUGUUCCACUCACUAAAGAACUCGGUUUUCACCAGUACGAUGUGUAUGGCAAUCUCUUCGGGUUACUAGCGGCUCACCCUGUGGCACCAUUGGUUACGCUUCACCAUCUCGACGUGGUCGAACCUAUCUUCCCAAACAUGACACGUGUUGAGGCCUUGAAGCAUCUACAAGCCCCGGCUAAGCUAGACUCAGCCGGACUUAUGCAACAGUCGAUAUGUUAUGACAAACGUCGUAAAUGGACUGUUUCCGUCUCUUGGGGAUUCGCGGUUCAGAUUUUCCGCGGAAUAUUUUCAGCUCGAGAGAUCGAAAUGCCGUCGAGAACCUUCUUGAAUUGGUAUCGACGGGCGGAUUACACGGCAUACGCGUUUAAUACCCGACCAGUGAGUCGUCAUCCGUGCCAGAAACCAUUUGUGUACUAUAUGACAUCGACUAGUGUUCAUCCGGUGACAAAUAUGACGGUGAGCCGUUACGAAAUCCACCGUGUGGCUCAUCCUGAGUGUCGGUGGAAGAUGGCUAAUCCAGGCGAUAUUAGGACGGUCAUUGUUUACAAGAAACCGGACCCUCACCUUUGGGACAGAUCUCCUAGAAGAAAUUGUUGUAGGGUGAAAGCAAAGAAGAACAAUACUUUGGAGAUUAGUGUUGCAGCUUGCAAAGAAGGUGAAGUGGUUGAAGUUGUGUAAUAAGAAUAUUCAUGUGUUCAAACCUUUAAAUUUUGCUCUUGAUUCAAUUAUAUAGAUUAGUGAAUUACCUAUUUAAAAAUGAUGGAAACUUUACAAAAAUUAGUUAAAUAAACGAUUAUCAUUACGUGUGAUUUGUACA
Molecule: messenger RNA, 1797 nt
Organism: Capsella rubella
Lineage: Eukaryota; Viridiplantae; Streptophyta; Magnoliopsida; Brassicales; Brassicaceae
Exons: 4
Coding region: 87-1658 (523 amino acids)
Molecular function (GO): acetylglucosaminyltransferase activity
Source: RefSeq, a predicted model, not a curated record